AAACACCACAGAAGAAGAAGAAGGAGCAGAAAUGGAAGCUAAACUGAAUGAAGUUCGCGCUCAGCACGUUUAUUAGCUCGUUAUUUACCGAGCUUUAGUUCGUUAUGUUUGUUCACGGUAACAUAGGUCCCGAGCAGGAGAGGAGAAAUCAAUAAGAAGGUUUCACAGAGGAAGCGGAAAACGUUUUCUGAGCUAGCUGCUCUGCACCGUGAGGCUAGCUGAGUUAGCGUGUGUUAGACUCAGACUGAGAGCUUAAUUCAGACAUUUAGACACAAAUAUUUAAUCUACAGCCUCAAAAACAUCCAUUUAGCAUGGCGCUGAAAACAGGAGAGGAUCGUCUGAAGGAGAUGGAGGCUGAGAUGGCUCUUUUUGAGCAGGAGGUUCUCGGUGGUCCAGUACCUGUAGCAGGAAGCCCAUCUGUCAUGGAGGCUCUACCUGUGGCUCUGGCUGUUACUGCAGUCCCCAUGAUCCGACCCAUUAUAGGCACCAACACCUACAGACAGGUUCAGCAGACGUUAGAAGCCCGAGCUGCUACUUUUGUUGGUCCUCCUCCACCGGCCUUUGUGGGACCAGUCCCUCCAGUUCGUCCUCCCAUGAUGAGACCGGCUUUCGUCCCUCACAUCCUGCAGAGACCUGGUGGUCCGAGGAUGCCUAUGAUGCGUGGUCCUCACAUAGCCCCUCCCCUCCCCAGGCCUCCUCCCCCUCCUCCCAUGAUGCUCCCUCCUAACCUGCAGGUUCAGGGUCCUCCAGGCGCUCCGCCCAUCCAGCACAUACCUGCGCCUGCACCUCAGGUGAGGGAGAUGAUCCCCAUGGUGUCGGCCCCGCCCACCAGACAGGAAGUUCCUCCUCCCAUCAAACCAACGCCGUCGAUCAUCCAGGCGGCUCCGACUGUGUAUUCGGCUCCCCCUGCAGGACUCAAGAGGAUCGACGUCAGAGCUCAGAGACAGGCCAGAAUGGAGGAGCUGGCGGCACGGGUCGCAGAGCAGCAGGCUGCGGUGAAGGCUGCAGGUCUGCUGGAUAAGAAGGAGAGUGAAGACAGCGGCGCCGUGAUCGGACCCAGCAUGCCCGAGCCCGAGCCCCCCCACCCCGAGCCUGUAGAGAGCGCUGCAGAGGACAAGAAGAAAGGGAAGGUGGAGAAGGUCAGGAAGUGUAUCCGGACUGCAGCAGGAUCCAGCUGGGAGGACUCCAGUCUGCUGGAGUGGGACACAGAUGAUUUCCGCAUUUUCUGCGGUGAUCUUGGAAACGAGGUGAAUGACGACAUCUUGGCCCGAGCCUUCAGCAGAUACCCAUCUUUCCUCAAAGCUAAGGUGGUGAGAGACAAACGAACAGGAAAGACGAAAGGUUACGGCUUCGUCAGCUUCAAGGAUCCAAACGAUUACGUGCGAGCCAUGAGAGAGAUGAACGGGAAAUACGUCGGCAGUCGUCCCAUCAAACUGAGGAAGAGUACGUGGAAGGAUCGGAACAUGGAGGUUGUUCGCAAGAAACACAAAGAGAAGAAGAAGCUGGGCCUCAGAUAGUCUGUGUAUUUAACACCCACCAGUGGUCAGACUGCAGGGAGCAGAACUUAUUUUAAUUCUGAGGUUGUAUAAAGAUUAACUUUUUCUUCAUUAAUAAAAACAUCGUUUCUA
Notolabrus celidotus (New Zealand spotty) is the source of this 1628-nucleotide messenger RNA. It is a transcript of the gene rbm42, whose product is annotated as RNA binding motif protein 42. Gene Ontology annotation, molecular function: mRNA binding. The transcript is spliced from 12 exons. The record is from RefSeq and is a predicted model, not a curated record. Bases 312 to 1517 code for a protein of 401 amino acids. NCBI's taxonomy places the organism in Eukaryota, Metazoa, Chordata, Actinopteri, Labriformes, Labridae.